Molecule: messenger RNA, 941 nt
Organism: Branchiostoma floridae (Florida lancelet)
Lineage: Eukaryota; Metazoa; Chordata; Leptocardii; Amphioxiformes; Branchiostomatidae
Product: protein mono-ADP-ribosyltransferase PARP11-like
Exons: 3
Coding region: 519-941 (140 amino acids)
Molecular function (GO): NAD+ poly-ADP-ribosyltransferase activity
Source: RefSeq, a predicted model, not a curated record
AAUGGAAGAGAAGAAAGCAGAGGCUAACUACUAUGGUGAAGCCGAUAAAUGGAAGAGAAGAAAGCAGAGGCUAACUACUAUGGUGAAGCCGAUAAAUGGAAGAGAAGAAAGCAGAGGCUAACUACUAUGGUGAAGCCGAUAAAUGGAAGAGAAGAAAGCAGAGGCUAACUACUAUGGUGAAGCCGAUAAAUGGAAGAGAAGAAAGCAGAGGCUAACUACUAUGGUGAAGCCGAUAAAUGGAAGAGAAGAAAGCAGAGGCUAACUACUAUGGUGAAGCCGAUAAAUGGAAGAGAAGAAAGCAGAGGCUAACUACUAUGGGGAAGCCGAUAAAUGGAAGAGAAGAAAGCAGAGGCUAACUACUAUGGUGAAGCCGAUAAAUGGAAGAGAAGAAAGCAGAGGCUAACUACUAUGGGGAAGCCGAUAAAUGGAAGAGAAGAAAGCAGAGGCUAACUACUAUGGUGAAGCCGAUAAAUGGAAGAGAAGAAAGCAGAGGCUAACUACUAUGGUGAAGCCGAUAAAUGGAAGAGAAGAAAGCAGAGGCUAACUACUAUGGUGAAGCCGAUAAAUGGGACAGAAGAAAGUUCGUGUCAGAGGAUGUGAAAAAUCCGCCCAAACCAAAGCCUGCUGUUCGUGCAAAAUCCGCCAGAAGUGCCCCAGCCUGGGACGAAUCCACCCCUGCCCACUGGUCCGCGAUGUCGGAAGACGACGAGUUCGUCAAAGCGGACGUUGCGGGAACUGCCAAGGAGUACAAUGACGUCAAGACGCUUUUCGAGCAGAACGGGAUGGUGGGAACAGCCAUUUCGGGAGUCAAGCGUGUCCAGAACGCCUUCCUUUGGAGCGCAUAUAACAGGAAGAAAGCGCAGCUGAAGAAACAGAACGGCGGAAAGGAUGUAGAGGAGCGCCUCCUCUUCCACGGGACACAGGAAGCUGUAGUACGGUAG